Messenger RNA from Rhopalosiphum padi (bird cherry-oat aphid), 2556 nucleotides. Its product is annotated as protein monoglycylase TTLL8-like. Bases 1 to 2151 code for a protein of 716 amino acids. The record is from RefSeq and is a predicted model, not a curated record. Gene Ontology annotation, cellular component: cilium. Lineage: Eukaryota; Metazoa; Arthropoda; Insecta; Hemiptera; Aphididae. The transcript is spliced from 4 exons. Gene Ontology annotation, molecular function: protein-glycine ligase activity, initiating. Gene Ontology annotation, biological process: protein polyglycylation; cilium movement; cilium assembly.
AUGCCGACGGCUUCUAACAACCAAAUUAUACUUCGAUGCAAUGGCGCGGACAAAGGCGUAAUAAGCGGGAGUGCGACCGCACCAUCGAAGAUAUGCACGAGCCGCCACUGUCAACAAGACAAUUUCAAGAAUUCUGUGGGCACUGUGGACCAAGCAAUUCGCGAAAGAAAAAUAUUUACCGCAGUAGCUAAAAUGCCGGCCGAGAUUCAGAUGACGUUAAUCAAGAAUGGCUGGAUCGGCAUAAUUAAGGACGACAACAAUUUUCGAAACAGUGAUGGUCCCACCGUAAUAUUAUCGUUACACAAUAACGUCGAGCGCGUCAAAACGGUCGUCAAGCGUUACGAAUCCGGCCUGGUGUGGACAGACGCGCACAGCGGCGGCAUCAACUGGAUGACGUUAAACCCGGACGUCGUGAUUAACCGAUUCCCAAGAGACGCAAACGCCGCGUUAAAGCUAUGCGGCCACACUCUGGCCGGAAAAUCUGAAUUCGAUGUCCACUAUCCUAGAGCAUACCGGGCAUGCGCCGACGAGUUGCACGCUGACCUUAACUUUGUAUCGGACUAUUCAUUAACCGCUUGCGUGUCACUACUACGUGCAUUUGUGGACGGCGAUCAUCAAGCCAUGUGCGCCAAAAGUGGUCAAGCUCCUCUUUCGGCACUCCAUUUCGCCGCGACUAAAUGCCAAAAAUACUUAACGGGCGAUGGAUCGCUAAGGGCGUCAGAGUUUUCGGGCAAGGGAGCUGGCUGGGAAACGUUUUUCGAACAUUACUACAUGAUCGUGCACGACAAAAAAAAGUUCACUGUGCCGGGGACGGGUGACGACGUUGACGCGGCGCUGCGUUACCUGGCAGCGUCUAGUAGACUGAUCGUGAAUCAGAUGACAGCGGUGAGGCCGCAGACGGCGAUGGACGGCUACAAGAACAUUUGGAUAGUCAAGGACACGGCGGGCCAUCGUCGCCGGCCGGUGAUGUUGAACAAGAUCGGUGACGUGCUGAACCGGUGCGCGCGACCAGGUGACGCCGCAAACCGCAUCGUGCAGAAGUACAUCGAGACGCCUCUUUUGCGUAACAACGUCAAGUCGGACGUAUACACGUGGAUCGUGCUAUCGACGCUUGGCGGCCGGCAGACAACUUGGCUGCACCGGACGUGCGUUGUACAACCAUACGCACACGGAUUUUCGCUGUACCGGGAUUCCUCCAGGUCCGGGCACUUUGACCGGUUCAAGACGGGAGGGCUGCAUGGUAUGCUGCGGUCGACGGCGCUGAUUUUCGGCCUCAAGCAGCUGGGAGCGAAGAUGCGGCGUGGCGCUAAAACGAACAGGCUGCUGCAACAGCAACGGCGGGUGAACGAAGACGACCGUACUGACGGCGAGAACGUCUACACGGCGGUCAAGCGGUCCGCGGUGUCGGCGGUGACCGCGGCCGUGGCGUCCGGCUCCAUCAAUCUGCGACCUAAUUGCUUGGAGCUGUUUCGUGGAACGUUCGUGUUGGGCGACGAUUUGCGGCCGUGGCUAAUCGACAUAGUGUCUGACGACCCAUGUCUGGCCGCUGACUGCGAGGAACGUGACCGGCUGGCGGCGCCCGCGGCCACUCGCGUGAUACGGAGUGUAGUGCAAGGCGUGGCCAAGAUGCUUGUCGAUAGCCGCCGCCGAGGCCGGGCCACCAGGUUUGGCAUGUUUGACAUGGUGCACGAGUGCCCAUUGCCGGUGGGCGCCGGAUCAUACGUUCCGCGACUGUUCGUCGUCGCGCCCAAGUCGUCAAUUACUAAAAGACAAGGAGCCGCUAAAAGUACUCACCGGUCGCGCUUGUCCGCACGUACAGCGUCGCGCACCGACCACCCGAACGCCUAUCACCAACAGUAUUGGUGGAAUGACGAUAACAUCCACACGUACGUUGAGAUGAUUAGCGCGGAAGACGUGCAGGAUAAACCGCUGCAACGAGCGCCCCGUUUGUCAGCCGGUCUGCUGACGGCGAUGGCGGACAACGCGGAUCUGUUUGCCGGGUCAGCUAAAAACCGUGAUCUUUGCGAUCCUAACGAAAAUCGUAGGUAUUUAAAGUUUUUGGAUAAAUACAAGACGAAAAUCACGUCUGCGCAAAGAGUUUAUAAAUCAAUCAUACGCCGAGACUGCAAUAAUAAAAAACGUUAUACAUAAUGUGAUGAAUUUCGAUUAUUAUACAUUGUACGCCAUAUACCUAUGCGUAUAUACGGCGGACGGCGGUAAAUAUAAACUAUUAUAUAAUAUUAUAUAAUCUAUAUAAAUAUAAAAUUUCUGUUAACAAUAAGUUUAGAUGAUGAGUGAUGACUAUAGCCGUCAUGCAGUGAAACUUUAAUACAAAAUAUAGCAAUACAAAUUGUGCCGCAACAUAAUAAUAAAACCAUUUUUUCCUCGUUACUCGAAAUUAUUUCGGUGGGAGGGGGGGUUGAACCCCAGCCCUUCCUGUGUAGUGCCUGUGUAUAUAUAUAAUUAUAUAAAUGUAUAAUAUAUACAUAAAUGCGGUCCAAUUCUAAUGUUUAGAUACAUAUAAUAUUAAUAUAAUAUGAAAUUAAAUAAGUAUGA